GCGGUCACCGUCCAGCGUUAUGCUGUGUACCGUGAUAACAACGGCGGCCAUUCGGCUGUUUUCAUUUGAAAUUUGACGUUUGAAUUGGCGGCUUGUGUGUGAUGCAACUUAAUCAGACGCGUUCGGUAUUCAUUGUUUGGAGUCCAAUAUUCUGUUAUUUGAGCGAAGAACGAUUAUUAUUGCUGUAAACCGACGUCAAUUGUUCUUGUUUUUUCAUUUCGUUCGUGUUAAACAAACGGUGUUGUUGGGUUGCAUUAUUAUCUCGACGCGUACUGCUUUCUCGUAUCGUCAACAUACAAUAACAUUGUGGAUCGGUUUUUAAAGAUGGCGUACCAAAGAACAGCGUCGAGCUCGACAUUUCAACCGCAACAGAUGGCACAACCGCCUAUCGAAACGCUACUAUUUAAUGAUAUUAUUGAAGAGAAGAGUGCACAGUUGCGAGAUAUAAUGGAUCAAUUUUUGCAAGUACAUUCUUUCAGUAAAUUUGAAUCCGAAUUCAAUUUAUUCAUAAGGCGCAUUAAGCACAUCGCUAAAGAUGGACAGCGCAAUGGCACAAACCUCACACGUCACACAAUGCAGAUGCCCUCGGAUAAUGGCGCACGACUGUCGAGUAAACCAACGGAAGAUGGCGGGUCACAGGUAAACAACACAGGUGAACCCGCAAAUGCAUUUAAACGACCAUCGGUUGCUGAAUAUAAACCCAAAACAACAUUGACACGUAACAGCCAGUCGAACAAUAUUCUUAAUAAAACAAUGAAAUUUUGUGACACAAUUAUUGAAGAAAGCUCGAUGAAUGAUACUGCUCAAGAAGAUACUCAACAACCAGAAUUUCUACCACCAACUGAGGUAGACCAACCACCAAAACCAAAUCCUGUGUCAUCACAAAAUGAUAAUGCAUCACCUACUACCUUCAACAAUGGAAAUGAUGACGACACAAUGGAAUUUGAUUCUGAAUUAGUUGAGUCUGUUCAGAUACCAAAUAGUAGUGACAAUACCAGCGAAUCUGAACUAAGUGCAGAUCAGUCUAAUGGAUCAGUAAGAAGUUUGGAAAAAAGUAAAGUGAAGUACUUAACCAAUUGGUCAGUAAAUACAAAGCAAAUUAAAUCAAACAAGGGCAAUUCAAAGUCAGUCAUCACAUUGACAGGUACUUUAUUAGCAGGAGAUCAAACCACAGAAUUGAAGAAAGUUCAUAAAGCUGGUAUUUUGGUAGUUCGUAAAACAAAACAGAUUGUCAAAACAGAUAAUGGAUUAUAUCAUUUAAUUGGUCCAAUCGCUGAAGGAUCUCCAGCUAAUUUGUUUCGUGCAUGUGUAGAAACAAAUGGUAUUCCAAAAAUCUGGAGAAAUAUUUUAAUAAAUUUGUCAACGGAAGUUGAAGUAAAUCUCAAUGAGAGUAUGACUAGAAAAGGCACAAUCUAUAACAAGGAAAAAAAAUCUGGUCAUAACUCUUCUGGACAAAAAGCCAAUUUUGGACGUGAUUUAAUCAAUGAUAAGGAUUUUCGUCAACAAUUGACAGAAUUGUCAACAUCUAGAACAAUAAAACCAUUUACGGUAUGUCAUACUCCAACUCAACUUUUGAAGCACAAAUUUCAUCGAAAGUAUGUCAAAGCUUGCUUAAUCAUUGGCAGUCAAGGCAAAACAGACGAGAAGAUGGACGAAUAGUUUCAACAGCAUAAAACAAAACUAAGAAAUCAAAACAACAGGAAUUUAUACUACGGUGCCUUUACCAAGAAAAAAAAAAAAAAGAAAAAAAAAUUGGACAAUUUAAA
Molecule: messenger RNA, 1766 nt
Organism: Acyrthosiphon pisum (pea aphid)
Lineage: Eukaryota; Metazoa; Arthropoda; Insecta; Hemiptera; Aphididae
Exons: 3
Coding region: 325-1659 (444 amino acids)
Source: RefSeq, a predicted model, not a curated record